This is a messenger RNA of Loa loa (African eye worm), 177 nucleotides long. RefSeq lists its product as hypothetical. The coding region runs from base 1 to 177 and encodes 58 amino acids. Lineage: Eukaryota; Metazoa; Nematoda; Chromadorea; Rhabditida; Onchocercidae. The transcript has a single exon. The record is from RefSeq and is a predicted model, not a curated record.
AUGAGCGGGGGAACGGGGUGGAAGAGUGAGCGCAGUGAUGAGCUGCGCGUGCUGCAGGAAGCACGAACAGAUGCUGCUUUCGACUUCUCUCUUUUCCAAGCCACCACUAUACACAAACACCCACAGAUACACGGACAUACACACACGCACACACCAGCCGACAGACCUCUAAAUUGA